This is a messenger RNA of Sphaerulina musiva SO2202, 570 nucleotides long. RefSeq lists its product as uncharacterized. Bases 30 to 359 code for a protein of 109 amino acids. The transcript has a single exon. The record is from RefSeq and is a predicted model, not a curated record. NCBI's taxonomy places the organism in Eukaryota, Fungi, Ascomycota, Dothideomycetes, Mycosphaerellales, Mycosphaerellaceae.
CCACCACCACCACCACCACCACCACCACCAUGCUGGCGCCCAUCCCGCCCGUCUCGCCCUUGCUUCCGCGCUUUCUCUCGCCCAGCCCCUCCUUGCACGAGCAACAUCGACCCGGCACAUCGCCGAGUAUCAACAGCGACGUCUACUCAGACAACGCUUCCAUUCAUUCCGCCCGUGCCGCGCGCAUGUCCAUUGGCAGUCCCACCAUGAUCCUCCACCGUGGUGGAACACAUCAUAGCGACAGCCCGCGCGGAAGUACGGGAGACCCAUUUGACGAUCCGGAUAGCCCUGUGGGAAGAAGCCGACAGGGCUCGGCGGCUAGUCAGGCGAGUGAUGUCUCUAAGGGUUUGGACGUGUAAGAGCUGCUGUCUGUUGUCUAGGUGGCUUAAUGAUGUGAAUGAUAAUGUUAUGAGAGAAAAGAAUUAUAAUGGAUGAUGAUGAUGGUGAUGAUGAUUGUGGAUACCUAAGAGACAGGACAGGAGAGAGAGAGAGGCCCUCAUGCCUGCCCUGCCUUGUCUUCGUCCAAACGGGAGUUCGAUCUUGGACGACCGAGAAGGACGCAAACAACAC